GGAGCGUAAGCCGUUUCAUUUUUAGUUUCUACUUUCCGUUUUUUUUUAUUCUUAUCAGCUCCAAACAUUUUAUUUGUUAAAUAGUUUUAUCUUUUGCAUUACCUUAGUUUCUUGUUGCUACCCACUUCUUAUCUUCGUGCUAUAUUAUUAACUUUUUUUUAAACCAUGUCUGGUACGUCGGACGACGUGGGUAGAGAUAUGGAGAUUGAAUUAGCGCAACUUGAAGCAAAACGUAGUUCAAUAAAAGGACAAACUACAAAAAUUGAAAAGUUUUUGAAGUCUUUCGAUGAUAGUGAGGCAGUUGAUGCUGUCGGGUUUAAUAAAUUAACUCUAAAACUACAUAAGUGUAUGGAGCUGAUACAGAAAUUUGAGACGCUGCAGAGUCGCAUAGAGGUUCUGAAUAGUGGAAAACUCGAAGAAGAACUCACAACACGAGACACUAUGGAAGAAAAUCUCCAUAAUUGUAUUGCAACCGUUCAAUUUUUACUUGAAAAACAUAAGCUAAAGUCGAGCUCUGGGGCUGAUAAUACAAAUUCUUCCACUAUCACUCAUCACUCGCAUUGCCGCGAUACCAUAGUUGGUUUUAACUUGCCUCAAAUUAAAAUAAAUAAAUUUGAUGGAACAUUUUAUAAAUGGCUUGAGUUCCGUGAUACAUAUGAAUCAUUGAUACACGAUAACAUUAGUUUGAAGCCCAUUCACAAGUUCCAUUACCUUUGCUCUUAUUUAGAAGGUGAAGCGGCGCGAGUUAUUAGUAACUUGGAAAUAUCAGCGGCGAAUUAUUCCGAAGCUUGGACUCUUUUAUGCGAGAGGUAUAAUAAUAAGCGGCAACUUAUUUAUAAUCAUUUAAAUUCAUUAUUUAGUGUUGAUGCAAUCCAAAGAGAGUCUGACAAGUCACUGCGCUUUUUAGGUGAUCACAUCACUAAAAAUUUGCGCGCUUUGAAAACACUAGGCCAGCCCACAGAGCAAUGGGACACCAUCAUUAUACAUCUUGCCACUACGAAACUAGAUUCAGUUACUAGUGUAAAAUGGGAGGAGUACCGAAACGGUCUGACAAGUGAAAUACCUACUUUGAAGGAUUUUAAAGAAUUCUUAAAGUCACUGGCAGAUGUUCUAGAGACCUUGUAUAGAUCUAAAAGGGACAAACAAGCUAGAACACCUUCUUCAUCUCAUUUCAAACAAAAUAAUCAUCAUUCACAUCAUAAACAAGAUUUUCAAACAAAGUCCUUCGUAAUUUCAGCUAACAACGGCAGGCAGCUGCGUCCGUGCGUCAUUUGCCAGGGAAAACAUCGUAUCUUCGAUUGCAACGCGUUCAAGGCCCUGACAACUGAAGAGAAAUGGGCACAGGUCCCUGAUGUCGCUACCGUCUCCAGAGCUAAUUGACAUCAAUCCAAGAAGACUAAACAGAUAUGAAGUAUUGGAACAAAUGAGACAACACUUCUGGAAAAGAUGGCAGUCAGAAUAUGUUACUGAACUCCAGCAUCGUUGCAAAUGGAAAACCCGGUGCAGAGAUUUGAAAGAAGGAGAGCUAGUGAUAAUUAAAGAUGACAAUGUGCCUCCACUAUUAUGGCGACUUGGAAGAGUUCAAAAACUUUACCCAGGCGCAGACGGAGUGCCGCGAGUUGCUGAUAUAAAGACAUCAAGAGGAGUCAUCAGACGCGCACUCAAUCGUAUAUCCCUUCUUCUAGACGACAAUGCUUGAAAGCAGCGCUUUCAAGGGCCCCCAGUAUGUUCGCGCGCGUAAUAAGGAAUGCGCGAGCGGCGACGGCGGCGGCUGAGGCGCGGGAGGCAGGCUCCGCGCAGGCGACGGCGGCGCGGCGGCUGAGGCGCGGGCGCCGGGGCGACCGCCGCCACACACACUACCUUGCUACCUUAACCGAACGGACGCGUUGCGCGCAAUCUCGCUGUUUUGUCGGGAAUUUGUAUUUAAUUUCAUAAUCACGAACAUUAUAAGUAAUAAUCACCAGUAUUUCUUUUAUUUUAUGUCCCACAA
Messenger RNA from Pectinophora gossypiella (pink bollworm), 1990 nucleotides. RefSeq lists its product as uncharacterized. The record is from RefSeq and is a predicted model, not a curated record. NCBI's taxonomy places the organism in Eukaryota, Metazoa, Arthropoda, Insecta, Lepidoptera, Gelechiidae. The coding region runs from base 166 to 1380 and encodes 404 amino acids. The transcript has 2 exons.